Priapulus caudatus is the source of this 4124-nucleotide messenger RNA. RefSeq lists its product as uncharacterized. The record is from RefSeq and is a predicted model, not a curated record. Gene Ontology annotation, cellular component: nucleus. The transcript is spliced from 3 exons. The coding region runs from base 207 to 1379 and encodes 390 amino acids. NCBI's taxonomy places the organism in Eukaryota, Metazoa, Priapulida, Priapulimorpha, Priapulimorphida, Priapulidae. Gene Ontology annotation, molecular function: transcription regulator activity.
UGUGCGGAUGCUAGUGACGCACGCGCGCGCGUGUGUGUAGCACGGCUAGAUGUGUAUGUAGACGCGCGCGUGUGUAUAUGUUUUGGGGGGUGUACUGGCUGUAGCGGGCAGCGCUGGCUGGUUGCUUGGUGUCUGACCACGGAUAUUACGGCCAACCGUCCCACGUUCGUGAUCGCCGACAACAUCGAAGACGAUGAUCAGCAACCAUGCUGGAGCUAGACUAUAAAGGUGUGAAGCGGAAACUCGAGGAGGAGACUGCUCUGCCUGACCGGUUCACCAACGCCGGCGAGGGAGCAGGAGGAGGAGGAGAAGGAGGAGGGUCGGAGAUGGAAGAACAAUGCCGGUCCAUACUCAACACUUCCAUGUGCAAGCUGAAGAAUUUCCAGCGCAGUAUUGAGCCGAGCCUGCUUCGCUCUGUUCUCAUAUGCAAUACUCUCAGGUAUCUGGAGCGAGAGAUGCAGAGCCGGGGCAUGGCUCCCCUUGCGAUGAGCACUGUCGCCAGCUUCACGCCGGGAGCCGGCGAGGACGACACCCUUGACCUUGUGCCGCCGCCCAACUACGACAAGGUCGUCGCCGCGGCAACAGGCUCGCCACGCCCGACCCCGACGCCGGCGCCGUCGCAGCACACCCUCGUCAACCUCGACACGCAGCAGGUCGUCGUCGCCAUGGUGGGGACCAAUCAGCUGCCGGUGUUCUGCGAUGCCCCGCCGACUCAGGUCGGCAGGUACGGCGUCGACGGCGGCGCCCCCUACGGCAGUGCGGGGGCAAUGGCACAGUGCCUACCUAGUCAGGCAUUCUCGGAGGCGGCAUCGUCGUCGUUAGCGGGGUUGGAUGCGGACGCGCUGCGGUUGCUAGGAGACGGCGAUGCAGACUCUGCGUUCCCCGCCUCCGCCCUCGUCAGCUACGAACACAACUACUGCCAGUUGACCGGCAGCAGCGGCGGCGCUGCGACUGCGGGCGACAGCAACGGCGGGCAUCACCGCGGUGACCCCCUGCCUUCCUCCUCCUCGUCGUCGUCCUCCUCUUCGUCGGGUAGUGACUCGGACGAUUCCUCGGACGAGGGUGGGAGCCGGCCCCCGGAGACCGCUGCGGCGGUCGGGGGGACGCUGCCCAUCACCGCGGACUUCUUCGGCGACGUUGACCUCUCGCUGUACGACUUUGACCUCUUCUGUCCGAUGAUUACGGCGGCGGCGGCACCUGCGGCGUUGAAGCUCGCCGCCGAGGAGUUUGUCUGUUCGUUUCCCGCGACGUCGGUGUCCGCAACUGUGGCGGCGGCGGGCGGAGACAAUAGAACGUCUAACGCGGCGGCAGCGUGCGGCCGGAACGAACUGCUUAGCGAGGAACUUGAUCAUAUCAUGAAGGUACUCAUCGGCUCAUGAUGAUCGCCACUGCCGUCCUGCAGGGGGUGCCGCUGUUCCAUGCAGAGGGAGCUGAUGUCCUGCGCAGGGACGCCACAGUUCCAUGCGUGAGGGCGCCGCCGUCGUGCUUCUAUUUUUGUUGUCGAGAGUCGCACGUGCGUGCGUGCGUGCGAGCAGACGAGGGGACUCGCCUUGCUGGGACGCGUCCCCCGCGGUGACGCACACACGUCAGUUGUCUCUGCUGCUGCGCCGCGUCGACAGAUUUCGCCGUCGAAGCCCCGAGAAUUUUUUACGCCUCCCGUCAGGGAUGGUGGUCGUACCGAGGUCUCGUGCGAGACGAGAGAAUGUUGUUGUUACGUAUCCGCGGGCUGAAGGGUCAGCAGUAUGCCAAAGAUAAGGCAGAACACUGUGAUUUCGUACUGUUUUCGUAGAGAGAGGAGAGUUUUGCAACGAGCAGAACUGGCAAAGCAAAGUGUUCCGAUGCUAGUUUUCGAUGAUGAGUCAUGCUGGGGGCGAUCCGACUGAUGCAGCCGCGGCCUGCAACUACCAAACCCGCAAUACGCAUCCCCAGGUGUGACGGAACGCAUGCUGGCCGACGUCACCUCUAUGGAGUGGAUGGAAUGUUUGCGCGGCGUGCUAACUCUCUACUGAUGCCUUACGCGUGUAGAACGCUGGCGCGUCCGUGCACGUAUGCUCGGACGCAUUUCAUGUGUUCCACGAAUUUUGGGCUGAACGUUCUUUUUGGAACUUUUGACCGAAUGAACUCAGGUGUUGUGUUGUGUGUAGCGGCAGAGUUGCAGUAGAAACGCGAGUGUGGGUGGGCUCUCUCCUCCUAUCCUUUUCUCCCCGUGUGUAUCAGAGAAGGCAGAACUUGCCAGUUUUGUCAUGUUCAGUGGUUAGUUCACUUGUUCUAUUGUUUCGAAUGUGACAGCUACGUCGCCGCGAUGUAACAAUUGCAAUGUUGCAAUGUGACAAUGUCACAGUGAGACAUUGUCACGGCGUAACAAUGUUGACUUGCGAUGUGACAAUUUUGCUAUGACGUGACACUGCCUGUGGGGUUCAUAUGAUUUCUGCUGUGUCAUCAUUCUCGGUGCUAUGCCGGCAGCAUUGUGUGAAUGUCGCGUGCCAUGUGUCGCUCGGGUGACCGUGGAAUGCAAACAUUCGCUGGGAAGAAGAGUAAACACUAUUCCGUGGCUAAAUGCUUGCCUCUAGGGGGAGGCCAGCGACAGAGAUGAGGAGGAAAAUUUGGCAUGUUGAUCGGUGCGACUAAAAACGACAAAUCCUAAUUAAUCCUAUUAUGCAUGCGUGCGUAAUUAACUCGCGCCGUUAUGAGGUGUCGCGGAUCGUGGUGUCGUGUCAUCCUUAUUUGCGAUUUCCUCGCAAACGAUUUGGCGCCCGCUUCUCGCUCGGAAAACCACGAGAUAGUGUUUACUAGUCAACAGCGUUUCUGCCGGGUCACGUUUCACGUCUGCGCUACGUCACUGCUGUUAGAAUGCCGCGUUAGUCCGCGUAGUAUACGCUGUUAAGGUCACGAUCAAGGUCGUAGCAUCCGGGUGCUGCCGUCACUGUAACAUGGGUAGCCUGCCUGCCUGCCUGCCGUUCUUGGUAAGGGUUGGCUACUGUUCGUGUGUAAGAACUUGCAGUUCGAAUGCACAUCAGUGGGGUGGUGGACGUUCACUAACAAAGGUAGCCUGUCGUUCUUGGUAAGGGCUGGCUACUUACUGUUCAUGUAUGAGAACUUGCAGUUCGAAUACACAUCGGUGGAGUGGUGAACGUUCACCGGGCACUGGUUUUACUGAGUGAUGGGUGUUGGAAAAUAUGGAUUUCACUUGAUUGCAAGCCACCCUUUGUGCACUGUUUGCAACAGUGUUUAUUGGUAUAAUGUACUUUUGAUAUAUGAGUCUGAUCUACUCUUAAUGCUACACUGAAACCUGCAUUAAUAGAUAUCUCUAUAACAACGGGCAUCUUUCAAAAAAAAGUGGGUUCUUCUCCUAAGUGGCAGUUAUACGGUGAAACGACGUCUAUGCUGCAGACACCUGUCCAUAAAGGUCACUUUCGGUGUUUUCCUCGAGUGACCUUUAUACACAGGUUAAUGAACUGCGCGUGUUUCAUGCUGCUGCCCACAUACGUCACGUUGUUCACUCGCAGACUCGCUCGCCCACGUCUAUCUCUAGAGUCGACGUGGGGUGAGAUGUGUGUAAAUGUUCACCUCCCUCCUUCUCCCGCGAGGAGGAAAUGCAGAGUGUUGCCAAUGCAGAUCGUGUCCGCGGUUCGCUGGUUUCUCUGGCUGUGCGUGUGAAAGAGGUGAAUCGUGAUGCUGCCACCUCAGUGACGGAGACACACGCGUGCGUCGUGGCUACACUGAACACGGAUGAGUCGUGUGCGGCGUGUAAGAUGGCUUACGUAUUUAUUUUUCUACGUACACGUAUGAAACGUACACCCCCGCCCCCAUCUCACGCCUUCCCCCACCCCCACACGGUAUACUCUGCCAAUGAGGGGCAAUGCGGUGCAAAUCUUAGCCGAAAUGAUGUGUGUGGACCAUCACGGUGAUAUAAUAACUUAAGGGUUAUCGUUGAUGGAAAGAGUUCGUAAUCAUGGCCCUAAACCCGACCCUACUAGCAUUAACGCAGUGGGUAGCCUGCCGGGGACUGUAAUAGUUAAGCUUGCUACUGUGUGUAUACUGCAUGUGUACUCCAUGCGCUUGUGUCCGAUUGAGCGCAGAAAGGUAGGUUAUGCUACCCCCUCCCCCACCACUAACCACCCACC